Peromyscus maniculatus bairdii (prairie deer mouse) is the source of this 3286-nucleotide messenger RNA. It is a transcript of the gene Shroom1, whose product is annotated as shroom family member 1. The record is from RefSeq and is a predicted model, not a curated record. Lineage: Eukaryota; Metazoa; Chordata; Mammalia; Rodentia; Cricetidae. Gene Ontology annotation, biological process: actin filament bundle assembly; cell morphogenesis. Gene Ontology annotation, molecular function: actin filament binding. Gene Ontology annotation, cellular component: apical plasma membrane; cortical actin cytoskeleton; apical junction complex.
AAGAGUGAGGUUUUGGUGCUCCGGAGAGAGUUAGACCUCCGCACCUAGGAGACUGUGGUUGCUGAAGUCGUGUCUGCAGAUCCAGCAGUGCUAAGAGCGAGUGUGAUCGAUCGCCCUCCCGCUCCUGCUCUCUGCCUUGCUUUCCACCACGCCUGCCGGCCCUAGUCUCCAACUGCACAGCCAUGGAGGCCCUGGGUACUGGGAGCGACCGCACCUCCCCGGCCUCAGCCUCUGGAAAUCUGGACUUGCGACGGCUGUCCACGCGCGCCGAUUCAGCCUACAGCUCUUUGUCCGCGGCGUCUGGUGGUCCGGAGAUGCGCACACCGUCCCCUAGCACCGAGCUCCUCCCUUACCUAGACUGGGACUACGUGCGCGUGGUUUGGGGCGGCCGAUCCCCUACCCGGCAGGAUGCUGUCCUUCCAACUACCCAGCGGCCCGAACCGGUAGUCGCUGGGCACAGUGGCCCGCGCCCCCCAGAGGUCCAAGGAAGCCAGGGGUCCCUGAGCAGACAGGACACCCCGCUGCUGUACGCGCUGGCCGCCGAGGCUGAGGCUGCGGCACGCCCCGCUGAGCCGCCCAGCCCCCCAGCCUCACGGGCCGCCUACCGUCAGCGGCUGCAGGGUGCGCAGCGUCGAGUGCUGCGGGAGACAUCGUUCCAGAGAAAGGAGCUCCGCAUGAGCCUGCCCGGCCGCCUGCGGCCCGCGGUACCUCCGCGGCCUCCCACGGUGCACGCGCGCUCCGCCUCCAGCUGCCACGAGGGAGGAGAAGCGGAGCCCGCACGCACCCCGGUCCGAGCGCUGGGUGCUGCCGACCGGGGGCGUCUGGCCAGCCAGCAGCGGAUGUGCUGUUUCUCCGAGCCAGGCAAACUGCAUCGCGUGGGUUGGAGCGGUGGACCCACGGGCGAGGGCUUGAGAGAGGCUUGCUCCACCCAGGAGUUGCCGCGUGGGGCGCCCGCUAAGUCCAGAGGGCUGCAGGAGACUCAGUCUCUAAGCUCAGUGGAGCUGGACUCCCCGUGCGUGAAUCGUGGCCAUGCCUGUAGGCCUGCGGGUCGGAGUAUGAGCGUUUCAGGCGAGGUCAUGAGUCUCCGCACGGGUUCAGAAAGGACUGUGGCCGCCCCUGGCCAGGCUGUUCCUCAAAGGACAGAAACCCCGAGACCAUUACUUCAGAUCAAGCUUUCCAGGGUCCCUGCCUCUAGGUUCUUGACUCAGAAAGAGGCUGCAGUGGUGUGUCCUACAGAGGUCUUCCAGAGCAGCCCAGCUGGCUGUGGUCAGAGGGUCCCCGAGACCUUCAUGGUGUCUACUCCGAACCCCUCUCUCCCCGAUGAUGAUGUGUUCCUGGAAGAAGCCGAGACACCACCACCUCAUGAUUCCCAUGCCCCCCAGGGGCUCCCAACCAGGGAUCUCCACACCUCUGACCAGCAGGAUGAAAACAGCUUGAGCAAAACAGCUGUCCAGACCACAGCCUCAGCAGAGAGUCCCCUCCGCGAGGGCCCGGGGAUCGCAAGAGCAGAUGACGAUUGGCAGGGGGUGAACGGUUCUGUGGGCUUCUCCAGACCCACAAACCGCAGCCCUCCUGGGACUAGAGAUGAUGACAACCCAACCUUUGACACUACCGGACCGCUGACCACUGGUUCCUCUACAGCUACAGAAAAUAAUCCCCUCAAGCCUCCUUCAGUUGAUGUCCUGCGCCCUUCAGGCUCUGAGAUUUCAGGAACCCCUCACCACACUUCUCUGACCUGGGGCCAGUCUGGACCUAAGCCAACCUGGCCUAGCCGGCAUUUUGAGGCGCUGGUUCAGCAGCUGGCCAGACUGGAUCCUUCUGUGAGUGACGCUUUUGCUGCCCAGCCCGGUCCAGAGCCACCUCUGGGUCUGCUGGAUGGGCUCUUGCCUGCCACAGAGGUCUUGGCUGCCAUGAGGCCAGCAUUUGAGGAGGCUGGAGAAGAGGCUGCCAGAGCUUCGGAGGCAGGGUCCUGCAGAAGCCACUUCACCCAGGAACUGCUGACUACCCAGGAGGCAUCAAGGUCGGAAAACUCUACCCUUCACCCUGUGCCUGACCAGUCAAGUGGCCAAGAACUCCCAAAAUCAAACAGCAUUCAGGCCGAGAAAGUGGAGCUAGCCCGCCUCCUCCAAAAGAUGCUCCAAGAGCUUCACGCGGAGCAGGAGCGCCUGCGGGGGAAGGCUGCAGACUGGACCCGAUGUCAUGGAGAUCUGGAGGCUGCAGUGAGCCAAGCCUGUACACCCCGGGAGCUGGAACGGUUCCGUCGGUUCAUGACUGAUCUGGAGCGCGUGCUUGGUCUUCUGCUGCUGCUGGGCAGCCGCCUGGCCCGUGUGAACCUCGCCUUGGCCAGGGCGAGCUCAGACAGCGACUCUGAUGAGAAGGCUUCGCUGCUGCAGCGACUCCGGCUUCUGCUGCGGCAGCAGGAGGACGCUAAGGAGCUGAAGGAGCACGUGGCUCGGCGCGAGCAAGCCCUGCGGCAGGUCUUGGAGCGGGAGCUGCCCGAAGAGCAUCUGCGCUCCUAUUGUGUGCUGCUGGCCGCCAAAGCCAGGAUCCUGUCCCAGCAGCGCAGCCUGGACGACCGAAUCCGGUUCCUUAAGGAACAGCUGGACACCAUCUGGAACGACCUCAGUCAUCAUCCCCUUUCUCCUGGACUGUCCUGGGCCCCAGGAAUCCAUCCUCUGGACACACCACUUUUUGCUACCCCUAUCUAGUUACAGGUGGUGGAGGUGAGGAGUAUUGUCCCAGCCUCACCCCCAACUGAGGUCAUGCUAUAAAGAGAGCUUUCCCUUGAGGGAAUAGGGAGGUCUCAGAAUAGGCAUUCCCAGGACACAUCUUCCCACGGUGUUCUCCUGUGGCCUCACUCAAGCUUGUAAUUAUUUGGGAAUUAAUUUAUGGGUCUUAAAAACAGCAGUAUUCAGCAGGGCAGUGAUGGUGCACACCUUUGAUCCCAGCACUCCAGAGGCAGGCAGAUCUCUGUGAGUUCGAGGCCAGCUUGUUCUACUAAGUGAGUUCCAGGACAGCCUGGGCAGUUACACAAAGAAAUCCUGUCUCAAAAAACCAAAACAACAACAAAAACCCACAACAAAAUAAAAAAAACUGCAGUAUUCAAACCUGGCCUGGUGAUAUAGCUGUAAUCCCAGGUACAUGAGAGGCUGAGGCACGAAGAUUUCAAGUUCAAGGCCUACCUGGGCUUAGAAAUGGAGCUAAAAGCCAGCCUGGGCAAUUUAGACUGUGCCUCUUAAUAAAAUGUAAAAAGAGGGCUGUAGGGGGCUGGAGAGACGGCUCAGCA